CGUAUACGUUAUUUUUGUCCGUCGGUUAGGUGUGUGUGUGUGUGUGUGUGGGUCUGUGUGUAUUACAUUAGUACGUGUAUACAUAUUGUAAAGGGUGUGUGAGUGUGUAUACGACACUCGAGUUUUUUUUAAAUUUAUCGUUUCCCCUAGUAUUGUCCGAUGAGAUACGUAUACCUCUGCGAAUACCUGUUUGUAUAUACAUCACAGCAAGGAACUGCAGUUUAUCCCGCGUUAUUACUUAUAUUUUACCGUUGAAUGAAAACGAUAGUUAUAAUGUCAAAGUUUGUUUCGCCGUACGCAAUUGCAAUGAAUCCAGAAAAAAUUAUAUUAAUACUUGACAUUCCAACAUGACGAUAAGACGCCCGCAGAUGAUAAAAUAAUAUGUUUUGCUGCAGAAUGCACUGUAUUACGUACCUAUAUAUAAACUGAAAACUACAUAACAUUGAAAAAUUUCGGCUACCGUCCUGUGACUGUGAUGGCAGAUAUGAUAAAAUGCUGUGAACAUAUCGACGAGACUGAUAUCGAUUGUAACCAUCUUCAAUUGAUUGGAAGCAGCUUAGAUUUGGCAGCACAAGAUUCAAAAAAUAUAACACUUCCGUACCUGAAUAUUUAUUCAUACAAUCGUCAAGGUGAAUGUGAUAUUCGUGUCAAUAUAAUAUCUAACAGUCAUGAACAUGUGGAAUCUACAAUCGUUCGAAAGAUUGUUUUCGAUACAUCAGUAACACAAGGCCACCAUCAUAAUUUAAAAUGUGAAUUCCCUGAUGAGGACCAUUUAAAUUAUUGUAAUCUUGUAAACUGUCAUAUGAAAUAUUCUGGAUAUCGAGGAUUUUUUAGUACAGCAAAUAAAAAAUGUGUACAAAUUCCGGAAUGCCAAUCUAAAAAUAAUAGUGAUCAAGCCUAUAUCUGGUCUAACAACCAAUGUGUAGAUCUAAAUCACACCAUUACACAAAAAGACAUUCAAGAAGUAUUGUAUAGGAUAAAUAACAAUAAGAGCGACGAACAGUUCCAUACAUUCGACAAAAUGCAUUCUAACCAAAAAAUCCAUUGUCACAAUGGAUAUUUGAACAACUAUACCGAUUUUUGUGAAUGUGAUCUUGGAUGGGAAAAUGAAAACAAUAUGAAUUUGGAUGAUUUUAUACCGUCAACUAUACCAUUACAAAUGUGUACGGUUCGUCAGAAAAUUUCUAGAAAUCGCAUGCAGAGUUUAAAACAUGCUACAAUACCAGAAAACUGUACAUUCGUGGAACUUAUUUGUUCAUUGUUCAUUAGUUGUGUGAUUAUAAUAAAUAUUAUGUUGCUACUAUAAAUAUAGUGUAGAAGUUGGUUUAAUAAGUUUAAUUAGUAAAUAGUAAAUAUUUUCAACAGCAUGUGAUUCAUUUAUUGUUAUAAUUUGUACUAGACAUUUCUGUAAACGUUCUCAG
Molecule: messenger RNA, 1421 nt
Organism: Metopolophium dirhodum (rose-grain aphid)
Lineage: Eukaryota; Metazoa; Arthropoda; Insecta; Hemiptera; Aphididae
Exons: 8
Coding region: 476-1306 (276 amino acids)
Source: RefSeq, a predicted model, not a curated record